CCAGCAAGCGGUCCACGUCCACAGCAAACCUCAAACAGGCAGAAGCUGCUGUGAGCAAACGUUUGUCAUCGUCUGCAGCACUUCUGAACACUUCUGAUCGAAGUACCACAAAGAGAAGUGCCUCAUUAAACAGACUGAAUAACAAGGUUCCUCUACAGUCUCAGCAGUCAGCACCCAAAGGGUCGCAGGUGGAACAGAAAGGAGGAACAGAAAAGAAGAGGAGCACAUCUUUGAAUAGAAUGAGUAGUAAACCCCCUUCCACUCCUGAACUAGAAAAAGUGAAAAAGGAAGAAAAAACAGCUCGUCGCGCCCCGGUCAGUCCUCUGGACAGUAGCGUAAUCAGUCGCCUCCUCGCCCCCACACAGGCCUCCCUAGCUAGGAGCAAAAGCGCGGCCACGUUGUCGGCUGAUGGACAAGACCCCUCAGAAUCUUACCUCUGUCCUCGUUCAGCUUCAGCCAGUUCCAUCAAUUCCCCAGUCCCAACUCCCAAGGUGCCCGUGCGCAGCCGUAGCAUCGACAGAUUGAAGUCCACUGUAUCCUCAUCUGAUGCAAGCUCACCUGAUUCAACACAGAAGUCAGAGGCAGAAAAGCUGUCCCCAGGUUCUAGGGUGAGACGUCCUCCAUCACCAUCUGUGUCUGCCCGUAGAAGAUCCCCUUCUCCUGCUAAUUUGGUGAAGCGUCCUCCAUCGCCUUCCACAGCUAGCAGACAAAAUCAGAAGACUCGCCCGCUUUCACCUAGCAUAUCAAAGCAGAGGCCACCAUCUCCCACUCCAGUCUCCAAGCCAGCGCCCAUCCAGCGCCCACCUCUCACGCCAGGUGUAAUAAACUUUACCAAAAAGAAAACUGAAGCAGAGAACAAACCAAAGGAUAAGAGCGCAGAAGGAGCAGGGCAAGAGCAAGGUGCUUCACCAGCCUCAGACAAGGAUGCAGUAGCUCCUGCCGCAAAGACCAAAGAAGAAUCAGGUAGCAAAACUAUAGCAGGGACCACCACAGCUGAAGAAGCUGCAAAAAUCUUGGCAGAGAAACGACGUCUAGCACGGGAGCAACGAGAGCGUGAAGACCAGGAAAGAAUUCAGAGACAGGAGGAGGAAAGAAUCAGAGAAGAAGAAAUGGCCAAGAGAGCAAUUGAAGAAAAAGCACGACGGGAAGAGGAGCUUCGCAGACUGGAGGAGGAAAGAAGACUGGCUCAUGAAGAGCAGCAGAGACAGGCUGAGGAGGAGAGGGUUCGCCGGGAGCAGGAGGAGCAGGAAAAGCUUGCAGAGCUUCAGCAGCAGAGAGAAGAAGCCGAAGCAAAAGCCCAGGAAGAGGCUGAGAGACAGCGGCUGGAAAGAGAGAGAAUUAUGCAGCAAAACAUGCAGGAAAGGCUUGAAAGAAAAAAGCGAAUUGAAGAAAUAAUGAAAAGAACACGAAAAUCGGAUCAAAAUGAAUCAAAGUUGCAGAAUGAAGAGAAGUCUGCCUCCGAAGUCAUCGAGGGAGAGGAUAUUGAAGAGGAGGAAGAGCUGGGUCUCGAGAAGAGUGAUGAACCAGGAAAGCUAAAUGGUGUUGGCUUGCCCCAGGAAGUCAAGCAGGAGUCAGAAAGUUGUUCAGAGAUUGCAUACAGCUUGACCUCUACAGAAUCUGAGGUCCCAGAUGGAUUCGAAUUGAAGCCCAGUGAAGUAUUUAUGAAUGGAAGUGACUUGAAAAGUGAUGAGGGAUCUCUGCUUGUUACUGAAUUAAAGGAUUCCAGCCAUCCUGCAAAAGAAAUGAUUGUUGAUGACUCAGUAAUGUCGGGUGUUAAUGAAGCUGUUCAUACGGUUGGACUUAUUCAGAAUCUUAAUGGAAAAUCCAGUUCAUGGACUUUUGAGGAGUUUAUUGACGUUGGAAUGCAUUCCAAGUCAACCAGGCUGAGUUCGGACAGCAUCCCUGCUGAUAACUGUAAUCAAAACUUGAAUGAUGCUGCUACAAUUCCUUCUAGUCCUAAACUGGUAUUUGAGGAAGAUGGUGCAGUGAACCCAUUGACCAAACCUAUAGAUGCUUCAUCAGGUAAUCCGAGCUGAUUUCCUCCUCUAUCUCCUCCUCUGCCUAGGUAAUUCACUUUCUUGCAAUUUACUCUCCUUGCCUUAACUUCAGCUUCUUAUUUUCAAGGCACUUUUCCGCAGUGUGUAGGCUGGAAAGAAAGCUCUGCCUUUAGUGCUUGUAACUUGCAUUCUGUCACUAUGAGUCACCACCCGAUGCCUUCUUAGGGACCUGCUUUAUACUGUGGCUAAAGCCCAACAUUAAGGCUUUUCCAAAGACACAACUAAAUGCCCAUGAAGCUCCUGUAGCUCUCACCAGCACUCAAGCCCCUCUCUCAUAUUUUAGGCUUCUUCUGAAAAGUCUUAAAUGACACAUGUGACUUUUGAAGAUGCUAGCAGUUUAGCAGGUGUCUGAUGUAGCUCUU
This is a messenger RNA of Tinamus guttatus (white-throated tinamou), 2419 nucleotides long. The record is from RefSeq and is a predicted model, not a curated record. Lineage: Eukaryota; Metazoa; Chordata; Aves; Tinamiformes; Tinamidae.